CGCUUGAUACUAACGAAUGCAACCCUAACGACAGCACAAACUGACAUACGGUUGUUUAGAUUGCGACAGCGGUUUACGGCAGUAGUGGCGCAGGUUUUCAAUUCAAUUUGUAGACUGAAGCACGUUAGAAAUAUCUUGUGCAUUUUAAGACAAUUAAUCCGUGAUUCUGUUACUAUCAUGGAUGUUGGUGAACUUCUGAGCUAUCAGCCGGACAGGGGCGCUAAGCGGCCCCGGGAGGAGGACGGAGACGAAGACCCCAAAGUUAAACAGAAGCCCCCCGGGGCCCGGGAGCACGGCAGACACGCAGAGCCAGAUGACCCGGACGCGGAGGAGCUGGGCGGCAACAGGAAAAGGGUCCUGGAGAAGCUGAUGGAUCACGAUGACGACCAGGAGGGAGAACCAGUGGAUGAGAGCUCGGUGAAGAAGAUGAUUCUGACCUUCGAGAAAAGAUCGUACAAGAACCAGGAGCUGAGGAUUAAGUUUCCCGACAGUCCAGAGAAGUUCAUGGAGGCGGAGCUGGACCUGAAUGACAUCAUACAGGAGAUGCACGUCAUCGCUACCAUGCCUGACCUCUACCACCUGCUGGUGGAGCUCAAUGCUAUCCAUUCAUUGCUUGGGUUACUGAGCCAUGAGAACACAGAUAUAGCCAUCGCGGUGGUGGAUCUCCUGCAGGAGCUGACGGACAUCGACACACUUCACGAGAGCGAGGAGGGCGCGGAGGUGCUCAUCGACGCUUUGCUGGAGGGGCAGGUGGUGGCCCUGCUGGUGCAGAACAUGGAACGGCUGGAUGAGCAGGUGAAGGAGGAGGCGGACGGGGUCUACAACACGCUGGCGAUCGUCGAGAACAUGGCGGAGUUCCGUCCGGACAUGUGCACCGAGGCUUCCCAGCAGGGCUUGAUGCUGUGGCUCCUGAAGAGAAUCAAGGCCAAAAUGCCGUUCGAUGCCAACAAGCUGUACUGCAGUGAAAUCCUUGCCAUCUUGCUGCAGAACAAUGACAGCACCAGGGAGCUCUUGGGGGAGGUUGAUGGCAUUGAUGUGUUACUGCAGCAGCUAUCAGUCUUCAAGCGACACAACCCCGCCACGGCGGAGGAGCAGGAGAUGAUGGAGAACCUUUUCGACGCACUGUGUUCCUGCCUGAUGCUGGGAGCCAAUCGGGACCGCUUCCUGAAGGGGGAGGGGCUUCAGCUGAUGAACCUCAUGCUCAGGGAGAAGAAGAUGUCUCGCAUGAGCGCGCUCAAAGUCCUGGACCACGGCAUGAUUGGCCCCGAGGGCUCGGACAACUGCCACAAGUUUGUGGACAUCCUGGGCUUGAGAACCAUCUUCCCGCUGUUCAUGAAGACGCCCAAGAAAAUGAGGAAAGCCGGGGUAUCGGACAAGGAGCAUGAAGAGCACGUCUGUUCCAUCAUCGCCUCGAUGCUGAGGAACCUGAAAGCCCAGCAGAGGUCUCGGCUUCUCAACAAAUUCACGGAGAACGACUGCGAGAAGGUGGACAGACUGAUGGAGCUGCAUUUUAAAUACCUGGAGGCCGUGCAGGCAGCUGACAAGAGGAUCGAAGGGGAGAAGCAUGACAUGGUGCGCCGUGGUGAGAUCAUCGACGACGCCAUGGAGGAUGAGUUCUACCUGCGGCGGCUGGACGCCGGGCUCUUCGUCCUGCAGCUGCUGUGCUACAUCAUGGUGGAGAUCAGCAACUCCGGCAUCCCCCAGCUGCAGCAGAGAGUUCAUCAGAUCUUAAACCUACGAGGAGGCUCCGUCAAAGUGGUCCGGCACAUCAUGAGAGAAUACGCAGAGAACAUCGGCGACGGAAAGAGCGAGGAGUUCAAGGAGAGCGAACAGAAGAGAAUCAUGGACCUGCUGGAGUGCUUCUAGGCCCAUUCCAACCUCCCCCAACUUACACCCCCACCCCCCCACACCCUCCGGGAGAUGGGGUUCCCUGGGAUUGUGGGAUAGCGGUCCAGGGGACACCACGUUUAACACCCUGUUAAAAAAAAAAAAAAGACCUGUUUAAAACCUCAGGAUUUUUCCACUCAAAGAAUUAAACUUUGGGGUAACAUUUCCUUUUUUUAA
Molecule: messenger RNA, 2064 nt
Organism: Anguilla anguilla (European eel)
Lineage: Eukaryota; Metazoa; Chordata; Actinopteri; Anguilliformes; Anguillidae
Gene: ctnnbl1
Product: catenin, beta like 1
Exons: 16
Coding region: 178-1866 (562 amino acids)
Cellular component (GO): spliceosomal complex
Source: RefSeq, a predicted model, not a curated record